CGUGUAAUCGGUUCACUUCAUUUAUUUCAAUUCCGCGUUUGUCCGUGCCAAAAUUGCUCCCAUUUCACUCACUCUCUCUCCCUCACAAGUCCUGCUCCCUUAGUUUCCUUUCCAAAAGGCUCAAUGGCUGCCGCCCGUACUGCUUUCUCUCGUGUUGCUCCUGCUAUCGCAAAUGUUCGUGCACGUCCUUCACUGGCUCUAAAACGUGCUGCUUUCGCUCGCGGAUAUGCGACAGCAAGUGAAAACUCGGUAGGAGUUGCGCGUCAUUCUCAUGUAUCAUGCCAAUUCUGAAUCAUUUCGUAGAUGACAGUCCGUGACGCACUCAAUGUUGCCAUGGAAGAGGAGAUGGUGCGCGACGAGAACGUCUUCAUUCUCGGUGAAGAGGUAGCUCGCUACAAUGGUGCCUACAAGGUCACCAAAGGUCUUCUUGACAAGUUCGGCGAGAAGCGUGUCGUUGAUACUCCCAUCACUGAGAUGGGUUUCGCUGGUAUUGCUGUUGGGGCUGCACUCUCAGGUCUACGACCAGUAUGCGAAUUCAUGACCUUCAACUUCGCCAUGCAAGCCAUUGACCAGAUUGUCAACUCUGCUGGAAAGACUUACUACAUGUCCGGUGGAAAUGUACCCUGUCCCGUUGUCUUCCGUGGCCCCAACGGUGCUGCCUCUGGUGUCGGUGCCCAGCACUCCCAAGACUAUGCAGCUUGGUAUGGCUCAAUCCCCGGUCUCAAGGUUGUCAGCCCUUGGAGCGCAGAGGAUUGUAAGGGUCUUCUCAAGGCUGCUAUUCGAGAUCCUAACCCAGUCGUAUUCCUCGAGAAUGAGAUGAUGUACGGUAUUACCUUCCCCAUGUCUUCAGAAGCCAUGUCAGACAACUUCACCAUUCCCAUCGGCAAGGCAAAGGUCGAGCGUGAAGGAACCGAUGUCACUAUCGUGGCACAUAGCAAGAUGGUCACGCACAGUCUAGAGGCCGCUGACAUUUUGGCAAAGGAGGGUGUCAAGGCUGAGGUUAUCAACCUCCGUAGCAUCCGUCCUUUGGAUAUUGACACCAUCAAGGCAUCAGUCAAGAAGACCAACCGUCUACUUAUCGUUGAGGGUGGUUUCCCCGCCUUCGGUGUUGGUUCCGAAAUCUGCGCACAGAUCGUCGAGAGCGAAGCCUUUGACUACCUUGAUGCUCCAGUUGAGCGGGUAACUGGUGCUGAUGUCCCUACACCUUACGCCACCAACCUGGAGGCACUCGCAUUCCCCGAUACACCUCUCAUCGUGAAGGUCGCCAAGCGGGCACUUUACAGGACCAACUAGGCACACUUAUACUUUUGUCCACUGCAUUUGCUUUCAUAAUUACACACUCAUGGGCGUUAGUAGUCCUCUGGCCGCAAUAGAUAUAUCACCCGUCUAAAUUGGACAUGGUCAGACCGGCCUGCGUGCCCGGUCGGUAAAAGUUGCACUCUUGCCAAGUGGUGGGUUUAAUAAUUGCUCAC
This is a messenger RNA of Suillus discolor, 1472 nucleotides long. Its product is annotated as thiamine diphosphate-binding protein. The transcript is spliced from 5 exons. Gene Ontology annotation, biological process: pyruvate decarboxylation to acetyl-CoA. The record is from RefSeq and is a predicted model, not a curated record. Gene Ontology annotation, molecular function: pyruvate dehydrogenase (acetyl-transferring) activity. Lineage: Eukaryota; Fungi; Basidiomycota; Agaricomycetes; Boletales; Suillaceae. The coding region runs from base 304 to 1293 and encodes 329 amino acids.